AUGUCGAAAUUGCUCAACGGCAACGAAGUUGCCCAGCACGCUUCACGCGACUCGUGCUGGGUCAUCGUGUCGGGCAAAGUCUACGAUGUCACCGACUAUCUCGAAAAACACCCCGGCGGCGCCCAGAUCCUGUUGCAGUACGGCGGCAAGGACGCCACGGCCAUGUACGAACCCAUCCACCCGCCGGGCACGAUUGAACGCUCGCUACCGCAGGACAAACACCUGGGACCGGUCGAUCCGGCCACGGUAUCGAGUUUGGCGACGCCGCAAGUGACGCGCGAUCUCGACAAGAUGGCCCGGAUCCCGCUCGCGCACUGCAUGAACCUGGACGACGUCGAGAAGGCCGCCACGCGCAUCAUCCCCCACAGCGCCUACGUCUACUUCAGCUCGGCAGCCGACAGCCUGGGGUCCCUGACCAACAACCGACAGGACUGGAAGAAGGUGACGCUGCGCCCGCGGGUGAUGCGCAAUGUGCGACGGGUCGACAUGACCCGGACGAUGCUGGGGACCAAAUCCCGCCUACCUUUCUUCAUCGCCCCGGCCGCGCGGGCGAGGCUGGUGCACGAGGACGGCGAGCUGUGUCUGGCGCGAGGGGCGGCCAGGCGAGGCAUCCCUUACUGCCCGAGCACGUACUCGACGGUGCCGCACGACGAGCUGAUGCAGUGCCUCGUGGCGGAGAAGAAGAAGGUGCGAUUCCGCAACUUUGGCGCCGAGGACGGCGGCACGCUGUGGUUCCAGCUGUACGUGGCGCACGAGAAAGCACGCACGCUCGAGCUGGUCGCCAUGGCGCGCGACCUGGGGUACAAGGCGCUGGUCAUCACCGUGGACACGCCCGUGGUGGGCAAGCGCGAGGAGGACGAACGCUACCGGGCCGAGCUGGCCACGGCGAGCGGCGACAAUUCCGUCCUGACGGAAUGGUACAAGCCGGCUAAUGAGGACGACGAAAACAGUCCCCCCCUCCGGGGCCACCACUCGUCCACCCUGAACUGGGACGACUUGCCCUGGAUCCGCGAGGCGUGGCGCCAGGGUCGGGAAGACGCGGGCCCCAUCGCCAUCAAGGGCAUCCAGACCGCCGAAGACGCCGCGCUCGCCGUCUACGAGCACGGCGUCGACGCCAUCUAUCUCAGCAACCACGGCGGCCGACAGUGCGACGACGCCCCCUCGUCCAUCCGCACUUUACUCGAGAUCCGCAAGUUCUACCCGGAGCUGCUCAAGAGGACAGAGAUCUACUUGGACGGCGGGGUGAGGAGGGGCGCCGAUGUCAUCAAAGCCUUGUGUCUUGGGGCCAGGGGCGUGUCUUUGGGCAGGCCGUUCAUGUAUUCUGUCGCCAUGGGGGACGAGGGCGUCGCCAAGGUCAUUCAACUUCUAUCUGAAGAAAUCGAAACCACAAUGCGGUGCAUGGGCGUGACGUCCCUCGACCAACUGAACCCGUCGUUCGUCAACACAAAGGUCCUUGAGAUGGAGAUCCCAGAUCGUUUGGUCGGUGGUGAUGAUGACUCGGGGGCGGAAUAUGGUGAGGCGUGGGUGAGGGGGUUGAAGGCUAGACUUUAG
Fonsecaea multimorphosa CBS 102226 is the source of this 1551-nucleotide messenger RNA. RefSeq lists its product as uncharacterized. NCBI's taxonomy places the organism in Eukaryota, Fungi, Ascomycota, Eurotiomycetes, Chaetothyriales, Herpotrichiellaceae. The coding region runs from base 1 to 1551 and encodes 516 amino acids. The transcript has 2 exons. Gene Ontology annotation, molecular function: oxidoreductase activity; heme binding. The record is from RefSeq and is a predicted model, not a curated record.